GUGUUUUUGUCAGUGCUGCACAGUUUGAUUUAUGUUUAUUUUGUUUUGAUAGUAAUGUGUUUUGGGCGCAAUUAAUAAAUGUGUGUCAAACAUGAAGAACUGUUCAUAAUACUUAAUUGAAUGUUAAUACAAUGCAGAAAUAAUCAGCGCAUAUUUUAUUUAGUGCUUGGCCCUGCCUCUUUUUGCUAAGUCGCGCAGUCUGGCCCCCAGCUUCAAAACUGGUUUCAUUCAGUUGGCUUCGUGUACACAAACUUCAGUCACAUUAAGUCUGCAUUCACACACGUAUUUACUAUGCUCAAAUACAUGUAAACAUAAUAACUGUAACGUAAUUGUGCACCGUCGUAACAGUUAAAGUUGCUAUAUACAACAAUUUUCUUAUUUGAAUUUUGAAAUUAAGAAAACUCCCAAAAAUGCCCGACUGCUGUCAGUCAUGUAUGGCACGGAUUCCCUACGCGACGCUGAUAGCGACACUCAUGUGUCUGCUGGGCGUAGGCAUCUUCUGCGGAACCAUGUACAGAGGAGCCUCUCUAACGGUCAUCAUGAUGGAUCAAGUGUUUCACCUGCGCCUCAUAUGGAUUGAAGCUGUGCAGAUGAUAUUUGUGAUCAUUGCCGCUGGGAUGGCUGCUCUGGGAUUCAUGAUUCUAUUUGUUGGUUUUCUAGCCACGGGCGCUACGCGUUACAAGGUCUACAGGGCGUGGCGAUCACGAGUUGGCGGCCGUAUUUCUUGUGCUGUUCUUAUGGGCAUUACGUAUUUGCUAAACUUUGUCUGGACACUAAUAUUAUGUUUCCUCGUGAUUGUCACAUUUAUUUAUACCAUGUUCUGGAACAUGUGCUCCAGUGUGGAGCAGUCCCUGAGUUGCAUUGACUUAACACAAUUUCAUUUCAUGUUUCCGCCAAAUACUAAACUCGAGGACAUGAAGGUCUGCGAAAAAUACGAGAUUAAGGCAUUUUGCAAAGAUGGUGUAGAACCUGCUGAAGUCAUGUUUAUCUUAGCCACGCUAUCAACACUCUUGGUGAUCCUUAGUCUUGUGCAUUAUUUAAUGUGUCUCUCGGCAAAUUACGCACACAUUCGUGACCACGAAAAGUUCCAGGAACUUCAGGAGAUACAAAAUCUUAAUGAACUGGAGUACAGCGCAACAUCCAAGGAUCGCUUCUAGAACGUAUUUGAAAUCGAUUAAUUUGUGCUUCCAUGCGGAAUCGAUGGAACACAAUGACAAAGAAAUGCAACGAAUAUGCUUUAGUGUUUAGAAUUUGUUUUUAAUCUUUAAAAUUAUACCCAAGCCUGUUUUGGAAUAUUUAUUUAAGUUUUUCAAAACUAAUGUAUGUGAAAUUCUGUAUCGUAAAUUUAAUUUAGACCAGAAGCGCUAGCGAAUAACAAUCUGAUACAAAGGCAUCUAUGUUAUAAACGCUGUGCUAACAACCGCAGUGGAGCAUAAGCAGAGAUGCGUGUAAUUGCAUCGAGUAACUGGGUUCUUUGCCCUGUCUACCACCGUGAAACCAUACCAAAAUUUAUGUGCUAAGCUGGCACUAAUCAUGUUUUAGUUUUCACCAACUUGCGUCCAGAUAUAUAUAUAUAUAUAUGUAUAUUAUUGACAUAUAGUAUUCUU
Molecule: messenger RNA, 1607 nt
Organism: Drosophila nasuta
Lineage: Eukaryota; Metazoa; Arthropoda; Insecta; Diptera; Drosophilidae
Gene: M6
Product: neuronal membrane glycoprotein M6
Exons: 4
Coding region: 411-1157 (248 amino acids)
Biological process (GO): neuron projection development
Cellular component (GO): plasma membrane
Source: RefSeq, a predicted model, not a curated record